CGCGGAAGUGUGGCAGGUCGUGCGGCGGGUGUAUAGCGCGGGCUCGCAGCGCUGACCCGCAGUCGAGCGCGGGGCCUCCACAAUGUUUCACGAUAAAGUAGUGCUCAUUACCGGCGCCAGCUCCGGCAUAGGAGCCGCCUGCGCGGUAGCAUUCGCAAAGUCCUCCGCCUCCCUAACGCUAGUAGGUAGGAAUUCCGACAAUCUUAAUAAAGUAGCCAAACAGUGCGAGAAGUUAAACCAACUACAACCUCUCACUAUCGUCGCUGAUAUUACUUUGGAAACUGAUCUUGAACGGAUCACUGAAGAAACUGUAAAUAGAUAUGGGAAAAUCGAUGUUUUAAUAAACAACGCCGGUGUGAACUCCAUCUCACCGACCAUCACGCCGGCUGAAGCGUUCGACACGGUAAUGACUACCAAUCUACGUGGAACAUACUUACUCACUAGUAAAAUAACACCUUAUUUGGCAAAAACUAAAGGGAACAUCGUAAAUAUUUCGAGUAUACUGUCAAAUAAGCCCUUGCCGAUGAUGACACCAUACUGCAUGUCCAAAGCAGCUCUUGACAUGUUUACAAAGUGUACAGCAUUACAACUGUCUCCUAAAGGGGUACGAGUGAAUGCCGUUAAUCCGGGACCUGUAAAGACGGAGUUGUUCCGCCGCGGCGGCAUGAGCGAUGUGGACUGCGAGAGAAUGUUCCUCGGCAUCGAAAUGAAUUCGCCGUUAAAGAAAAUAACAAAAGGGGAAGAUGUAGCGGAACUAGUGACGUUCCUAGCCAGUGAUAGAGCAAGUUGUAUUAAUGGAAGUUGCUACGUCAUCGACUGCGGACUAUUGUUGGGCGAUGCUUCCAAUUUGUGAUUGAUGAAUACAUACAUAGAUACAAGUAAAACAGUAUUAAAUA
Messenger RNA from Trichoplusia ni (cabbage looper), 896 nucleotides. RefSeq names its product 3-oxoacyl-[acyl-carrier-protein] reductase FabG-like. Gene Ontology annotation, molecular function: oxidoreductase activity. NCBI's taxonomy places the organism in Eukaryota, Metazoa, Arthropoda, Insecta, Lepidoptera, Noctuidae. The transcript has a single exon. The record is from RefSeq and is a predicted model, not a curated record. Bases 83 to 853 code for a protein of 256 amino acids.